GGCUAUCCAAACUCCUUGCUCCAGCUGAACGCUAAAAACUUUCAAAGCCUUUAUCUUCCGCGGCACUAUGCGGGGAAAACGUUAAGCAAAGAUGAUUUCCGUUUGAUUCAUCAGGCAAUCUGAGUUCACAGCGUGUUAAUGAAAGGUGUUCAAAGUCCUAUCACACAAGAAACGAAAACAUCGGUUCUAAAGGAUUAGUUAAUUUAUCUGAAUAAAUAUAGAAGUUACAUUCUGUGUGGAAGACAUAUUUACUGAAGCAUUUACAGAAGUAGUGUUUUUGAGUAUCUACACUAAGAACGUUCAUUUCUGUACAUAUUCGCUGUUUUGACCGAUCUUUUGGAGCUUAUAGGAACUAUUUUCUAGUUGGGUAGCUAGUUAGCUAGCAUUGAAAGAGAAAUAUAAACUUUCUGCUACAGCUCGUUUGCCAGAUGUUUUGUUGUUUGAACUGCAUCACCACUUCAAGUUGAAACAAGGACAUCAACAAUGGCUGACCUGCGGGGUGUGGCUGGGCAUGCCACGCCUCUGAAGCCUCAGCGCUCCCUCCCUGGGACCCCCGUCACUCAAGCUCUUAAAACCUUCCCCAUCGACCUGCGAACCUCAAUGGACGGGAAGUACAAGGAGAUCGCUGAGGAGCUGUUCACUCGCAGCCUGACUGAGAGUGAGAUGCGCACAGCUCCUUAUGAGUUCCCUGAGGACAGCCCGAUAGAGCAGCUGGAGGAAAGACGCCACCGUCUGGAAAGGCAGAUCAGCCAGGACAUCAAGCUUGAGCCAGAGAUCCUGCUCCGUGCCAAGCAAGAGUUUAUGAAAAUCGACAGCGCUGGCGACCUGGAGUUUAUGCAUGAGCAGGGUGGUGUGGACAGGACAGACGAUGGCUGGAUGAAGAAGAGAGUAGUACCAAUGGAGAAAGAGUACCAGCGUGUUUCAAUAUCAGGGGAGGAGAAGUGCGGGGUGCCCUUCACUGACCUGGUGGAUGCUGCUAAGUGUGUGGUGAAGGCCCUGUUCAUCAGGGAGAAGUACAUCGCCCUGUCAAUGCAGAACUUCUGUAAGACCACGGCGCGUGAGCUCAGUGAGCUGGGGGAGAAACCUCUGGACCUGCGCGUGUAUGAGGACAUCCCCGAGACGCCCGUCGACGCAGACGCUCCAGUGCACCCUCCCGUGUCGGAGACUCACCCCUAUGAAAACCAGGACCCCAAGAAAAUGCCUGCGGAUAUAGGAUACACCUGUAAGAUGGUGGGCGGGGUCAUGCAUGUUUACACAAAGAAGAGCCCAAUGGACAAGAGUACAGAGUUGGACCUCCCAUACCCAGACCUGAAGGAGUAUAUAGCAGACAUGAACGUCAUGAUGGCCCUCAUCAUCAACGGACCAGUGAAGUCAUUCUGCUACCGCCGGCUUCAGUACCUGAGCUCCAAGUUCCAGAUGCACAUUCUGCUAAAUGAGAUGAAGGAGCUGGCAGCCCAGAAGAAGGUUCCUCACCGGGACUUCUACAACAUCCGCAAGGUGGAUACUCACAUCCAUGCAUCGUCUUGUAUGAACCAGAAGCACCUGCUGCGCUUCAUCAAGCGGGCCAUGAAGAAGUACCCUGGGGAGAUUGUCCACAUGGAGCGAGGCCAGGGACAGACACUAAUGGAGGUGUUUGAGAGCAUGAACCUGACCGCUUUUGACCUGAGCGUGGACACACUGGACAUGCAUGCGGACCGCAACACCUUCCAUCGCUUUGACAAGUUCAACGCAAAAUAUAACCCCAUCGGAGAGUCCAUCUUGAGAGAGAUCUUCAUCAAGACAGACAACCAUAUUGAGGGCAAAUACUUUGGCCACAUUAUCAAGGAGGUGAUGUUUGACCUGGAGGAGAGUAAGUACCAGAACGUGGAGCUGCGUCUGUCCAUCUAUGGCCGCUCCCGGGAUGAGUGGGACAAGCUGGCCCACUGGGCCGUCAAACACCAGGUCUACUCGGACAACGUUCGCUGGCUCAUCCAAGUGCCUCGUCUCUUUGAUGUGUACCGAACCAAGAAGCAGUUGGCUAACUUCCAGGAGAUGCUGGAGAACAUCUUCAUGCCCCUGUUUGAAGCCACCAUCAACCCCCGCAGCCACCCUGAGCUGCACCUCUUCCUGCAGCAUGUGGUGGGCUUUGACAGUGUGGAUGACGAGUCCAAGCCAGAGCACCACAUCUUCAACAUGGACAGUCCCCUGCCAGAUUGCUGGACGGAGGAGGACAACCCUCCCUACUCUUACUACCUCUACUACACCUAUGCCAACAUGACCGUACUCAACCAUCUGCGCAGGAGGUGUGGUUUUCACACGUUUGUGCUGCGUCCUCACUGCGGGGAGGCGGGGCCUGUCCAUCACCUGGUUUCGGGGUAUAUGCUGUCAGAGAACAUCUCCCACGGGCUGCUCCUCAGAAAGGCCCCAGUUCUGCAGUACCUGUACUACCUGGCGCAGAUUGGAAUAGCCAUGUCCCCGCUGAGCAACAACAGCCUGUUCCUCAGCUACCACCGCAACCCCCUGCCGGAGUACCUGUCCAGAGGCCUCAUGAUCUCCUUGUCCACUGACGACCCCCUGCAGUUCCACUUCACCAAGGAGCCCCUGAUGGAAGAGUACAGCAUCGCCACUCAGGUGUGGAAGCUGAGCUCCUGUGACAUGUGUGAGUUGGCCCGGAACAGUGUCCUGAUGAGCGGCUUCUCCCACAAGGCAAAGAGCUACUGGCUGGGGCCAAAAUACAGCAAAGAGGGCCCUGAAAGCAACGACAUCCGUCGCACCAAUGUCCCAGACAUCCGCGUGGCGUACCGCAGCGAGACCCUGCUGGAGGAGCUCCACCUCAUCACCCACGCUGUCCGCGCCAAGGACUUGGACAACAUCGACGAGGAGGACUCCCUCUCCAUGGCCCCUGUCGGGGCUGAAGGACACUAAAUGACACCCCCUCUGCUCGGCCUGUCCAGCAGGACACUCGGGGUGGUGAGAGGACUCCAGCUCGUUGUUCACCCCCUACCUCCUACCUCUCACAUCGCCCUUCCGCUAGGGAGCUGGUCUUUACACGACACCUAAAGACAGAGAUACAAUGGUCCCAGAGGGUCCCAUCUCCCUGGGAAAGAGAUGGACUCCUGGUCUCCGGUUCUGGUUUGCGCUCCCUGGGUUUGUUCCACUCUGUUCUUUUCUCUCUUUUCUUUCUUGUUUUGUGCUUGCUUGGAUAGGGCUUAUGUUAUUGAGUCUGGCCAGGGGUGUCAGGGACAACCUCCCAUGGGAGGAGAGAGACUGUAGCCUGGAAUAUUUUAAUACUUUAAUUUUCUGACCCUCCAUACCUUUUAACCCAAACACCCUUUGUUGUGAAACAAAGGUCCCACAGUUCAGCUUGUGGUUUGAUGGCAUGUUUGUGCCCAUGAUCAUUGUUUUACACACAUACAUGCACACACUGCAGAGAAAGGACCAAAUCAAAGUUGUUUGGAGUGGGAGUCUGCACGCUGUGGGGAAUCUGGCAGCUGUCAUGGCUCUGUUUCAGGCAGUUUCUAGUGACUCGUUUAGCUAAAGGUGUCCCAUCGUUUGGUGUCCCUGAUGAGCUGUCUGAAUUCAGCAGCAGGAUGAUAGUCCAGCAGACACACAAGGACAGGACAUGGAUCCCAGUCGGCUACUGUAGACAUUCCAAUAAAUGAACAUCAAUGUAGAAAGAUACACAGCUUUUAUAUUUAAAAAUCACAUGAAUGAAUCACAUUCUUUAUAGAAUAUGCAGGCAAAAUAAUUGAUUUAUUAUUUCGGUAUAGACACAUUAUGUACAGUGUAAAUCGGAUAUAACUAGAAGUAUUCACCCGAAUUGGAUUUAUUUUUUAUUUUAUUGGAUAGAAAUUGAUUUAUAUUUUUCUUUGUCAUUGAUCUCCCCAUAAUACUCAAAUCAGUGUGAAUGGAAAGUAAAACACUAAUAUCCCUAGAUUAGAUACAUACUCACUCACCUGAGUCAAUACAUGUGAGAAACACCCUUGGGUGCGAUUACAUCUGUGAGUUUAUCAUCUUAGGUAAAUCUCCAAGCUUUGCAUGCCUAGAUUUUGCAAUAUCUCAGGUUUUGGAGAUCAAGGCAUUUUCAGGACUUGCCAUGGAUGUUCAAGGAGAUUUAUGCAAAAACUACUGGGGAAGGUUUUACUGUCUUCUUGGUAAGCCAUUGCUAUCCAUAUUUGGUCAUAUGUGAUUAGCUAUUGUGCUGCCGAAAUGCAAAUUGCUCCCCCAGUGUCUGAUGAAGUACAGACUGAAAGUUUUCAUGCUGCAUUAUUAUUACGUUGACCUAGCUUUGACCUAGCUUUUAAUAUUCAAUGUGGGAUUUGUUUUUGGGAUCCAUCUACCAAUCAGUGCAGGUUGUUAGGUCUGGAGUUAAAUUGGAGUUAACUUUAGGUGGUGUAGGUACGGGACAGAGGAUUACUUAAACUACUUUAUAGUUAUUCAGGAUUUAUUCAAUUGCAUUACAUUUCAGCAUUAUUAAAUAUUUUGCGUAAAUGAGUCACAGCAAAGCUGUCCGUUUUGUAACUAAUUUCAAAGGGGUGAAUACUGAAUAUACAGUAGCCACAGUAUAUAGAGGUUGGAUUCUGAGAAGUGUCUAUGAUGGAGCUGUCCAACCACAGCUUGUAAGCACAAGUUCAGAAGUAUAGGUACAGCAUACCAUGUCCUUGGAAAUUGACCCGUUUGUGUAGCUGUCGUCCACCACUCAAUAGAGACCGACAGACCUUGGGGGAACAGCCAGGAUUUGUUGGUUAGCCUAUGUUGGUUAGCCUGUGUUGGUUAGCCUGUGUUGGUUGUUAUUUCAUUGCAUGCAGUGCUCUGUCUGCACAGAGCCAUUACUUACUGGUGCCUUUUGUCCAUUAGGCACUGCUAGCCUUUCAUUGUCCAUUAUGUUGCUUAGCUAUGAGGCCACAGUCCUAAUCAACAAAUCUGUUCUCUUCAUGCUUCAGCAUUUUUGCUCUUCUAAUAUUAAACUAUAUCGUAUUAAACUAGGCUGCAUGCUAUGCAUAAAGUACCUUAUUCUUUACUUAGCCAGGCCUUCAAAUGAAGUGAAAAAGCCAUUAACCAAUGCUCUGUUUUGAGUACAUUUCCACCACCAUCUUAUAUUGUGCAUGCCUGCAUGGAGCCCUAUGAGGUCCCAGGAGUCACUGAGAAGCUCUUAAAAGAAAGCUGUAAUGUGUAUAAUCAUAUGAAGUAUGUGUGCUGUCAAUAACUGCUGUUAAUUUGAGUUCUUUAAAACAAACUCAAAUGAAUCCUCAAUCCUAAGCCAAUGUUGAAACAAUUUUAUGGUCUUCAUCACAGUCAGUGAGCUCACCCCACCAUGGCUGUGCUCACCAAAACAGAUGAGGUGAUGUAAACGCUCAUCCCCAUGUCCUGUCUCCAAAGGGCCUUCUCCUCAUCGGACAUCUUCCAUUCAAAUGGUUGGAAUCCAUAGAGGAUCUUGAUAUUACUCUUCUAAUUGUACAGACCUGUCGAUGACAAAACAAUGUUCGACAAUGUUCUCCAUGCGUUGCAUAUCACUGCAACCAGACCAUUUUCAAAACAAAACCUUCAACAGGACAGAAGCCUGAUAUACAGUAAAUGUUUGAGAAACAAGAUCAUUUAGGGGUCAUUACAUUUGAUUUUGAUCUGCACCCCUUCUGAUUUUAACAAUUUUUUAUAUAAAGUUCUACCCAUAGUAGGAGUGGUCAGAAAGUAGCUUAAUUAAACUAAAUGCUAAAACAGCUCAAAGUUUACUCCUUUUCAUUCCGUACACAACCAUGAUGAACAGCUUGUAAGGCUUACAAACAGGGAUUUCUAGGAUUUCUUUUUCUAUAUUUUUGUUAACGUUGAUUAAAUAAGGCAUACACUUUAUUCAUGUUGUAGCUUAGACCAGGGCUUCCCAUUUGGCAUUGUGAAAAGUAAUGUAAAUUCCUUAUAAUACCAUUCCAUUAACAAUUCCAACUGGGAAUACCUUUUACAGCAUUGGACAACUGGUAGGGAACCACUGACUUGAGGUUUUUGUGUUGUAACAGUUGGUUGAGAUAUACUGUAGCUAUACUCUUGAAUACAGGUAUCGGUGUUGAGACUUACAGUUGGAACUGUAUGGUUCUAUCUUCGCAAAGCAUAGUGAUGAGAUAUUGAACAACAAACAUUUACCAGAUAGCAAAACAGUUUUCUAGUGAAUUCUUUCAUAAUCCAAAAGUGCAGACCUUAACUAAAGUGCAGACCUUACAGUCAAUUUGUUUAGGGAUACAAUCACAGACAUCUUUAUGGUCCUGAAAUAUCAGCAUGUUCCAAAUUUCUGUUGGGACAGAAUAUUACAAUUAGGGUAGAAAUAUUUAUUGAUAAUGUCAUGAUUAAAUGAAGAUAAUACCUUUCUCUCUUAUCACAACCUAAUAUAUAAUUUUCAUGUUCAGUAUUUUUUUUAAGCAAUGGUUCACAAAAAAUGUAUUUAGUUAUUUUUGUCCAAUAUUUCUGUACUAUUUUGCUAUGUUUUUCUCAUUUUACCUAAAUGUCAGAUUAAACUACUCCCAAGGCCACUACAAAUACCUGUUUGGCAAAAUGAGCCAACAAUAUUUGUCAUUCUAAAAUGUUCUUAAAAGUUACCUGCUGACCAUUUCUACUAUUGGCCAACAUGUAUGGAAGGUUUUCAACUCAAAGGGGUUGUGGUUAAAGAUGAUUGAAGCCAAAUGGAACAACCCUUAGGGCAAGUUGUGUGCCUGAUUCUCACUCCUGGGAGGUUGUUCUAUUGCUCUGUAGCAGUGAGGUUUUUCACUGUGAAGGAGUGGUGUGUACUGAACACAGAGUUGUAAGUUGGAUUUAAUAUAAAGUGUAUUUUUCUAAAGGCUAUAGAGAUAAAUAGUUUGUAUAAACAAUAUAUCUAAAUCGCAAACUUCAGUUGAGUUCCUGUAAAUCUUUGUAAACUGUCGUUAUUAAAGCAGAAAGAUUUAUUUUACUAUAAUGAUUACGCAUUACUGGCCUUGUCCUUCACCAGAGUUUUACAAUUGAG
This is a messenger RNA of Esox lucius (northern pike), 6964 nucleotides long. Its product is annotated as AMP deaminase 2. Gene Ontology annotation, cellular component: cytosol. Gene Ontology annotation, molecular function: AMP deaminase activity. The coding region runs from base 484 to 2904 and encodes 806 amino acids. The record is from RefSeq and is a predicted model, not a curated record. Gene Ontology annotation, biological process: IMP salvage; AMP metabolic process. The transcript has 18 exons. NCBI's taxonomy places the organism in Eukaryota, Metazoa, Chordata, Actinopteri, Esociformes, Esocidae.